AUGGCCGAUUUUCUGGCCAGUUUCGGAGUCAGCACUGACACGAGCGCCAAACCUUCCAAGAAGAAACAAUGCGCGUCGGCCGACGAGCUUGCCGACAAGCUUCAAACCAUUCUCGACGAGAAUACGAACGAGACCCGAGCGGACCACGUCACCUCGAACCUGAAACUCAGCAGCUCGGCGCAAUUUGACUUGAGCCUGACAGAGAGCGAGAAUGAUGCGUUGGAGGGUCUGAACAACGUCGAUCCAUCGUUGGGAGGCGUGCGCUCAGCUACCCUGUCUGCGGACCCGGCUGGGGGGACCACGACGCGCCUAGUGCAAGCAAGCGACACGAUAAUGAAUCAAUCCGACAACCCGGUGUUGCAGCGGGCGGUAGCGAAGCACGUGAUUGGAGCCCUCAGUUCACGCGAUCACAGCACUUGGGUGUUGCGAGAUCUUUCGAGGGGCUCGAGCGGUUGGAUAUUCAGCUACAUCUGCAAAGCCUCUCUCCAGCACUGGACUCGACAGAAUGCGAAAAACCCCACAACGGCUGUCAUUGGAGACUGCACCCUGCGUGUACCCGACCCUGUCCUAAUGAGCCGUCCUGCGUUCGACUGCCGCGGCUCGAUCACGAUAACUUUCAAUCGGAAGGACAGGUGCAUCAGUGUGAGGUAUGACCAUACGCUCCUCCACAAGACUGUGGAAGAGCUCAGCAAGGCUUAUCCAACCCCCGAGAGAGUGUUUGGACCUGGCUACGAGCGUCAGCAACAGCAAAAGCUUCAAGCUAGGGAACAGAAGAAGAAGCUGAAGCAAAAGACACCGAGGGAGCCAAAGGGCGAGGGCGAGGGCAAGGAGAAACGACGAAAGAAGAAGCGUGAUGCUCCAGCCGAUGGAGAGGCUGGUGCCGACGGCGAGCGGCCUAAGAAGCGUCACAAGAAGAGGAAGAAAUCUGCUGAGGAGACUGCGACAGGCACAGCCGGAGAAGCCGUCAUGCCGCCAGACUAUCCUGGGGCGCGACUACCAAACGAGCAAGGCGAACAGAACUGGGGGAGCUAUGCGCAGGCGUCACAAGCGACAUUGCCUGCGCCAGCGACAGGCUCGCUGCCAUUUAACAUAUCCCCCGAGGAAGCUGCGCGACGGUUGGCCAUUGCUAGGAAGCUUUUGUCGGAUCACGGUGUUAAUCCUGACUCCCUGUCUGUCGACCAGAUGAACAUUUUUAGUAACCAGUCGCCAGCAUUGCAACAGGACUCUGUGCAGAUGCUGGCGAAGUAUGGCGCAGAAAGGUUGCAGAUCAUUCAUCCAAGCAACAAGGACAAGCCGUCCUCGGAAGGCACCACUGAGAGGGCGCAGCAAGCCACACCCAGUGGACCAACGACCAGCAAAGAGCUGGCCCCCGAUGCCAAACCCACAAAGAGCGGCCGCAAGAGCAAGCCGACACCCAAGGCAGCCAAUGGCGACCAGACUACGGUGCACGGAUCUAACGAGACGCCUUCAAAGUCUCACAGAAAAUUGGGCAAGUCGAGACUAUCGUGCCUUUGUUGUAAGACCCGGAGAGUCAAAUGCCCCAAGGAGCGGCCGAGCUGCUCAGAGUGUCAAUCAGAGGGACAGCCAUGCGAAUAUCCACCUCAGAAGCCGCGCUCCAGAAAAUCUGGACCCGUGAUCACCAUCGAGGAAGACGAAGACGAAGACGAAGACGAGGACGACGAAGAAGAAGAAGAGGAGGGGGUUAUUGAGACUACUAUUGCCGAGCACGCUGGCAUUGAUGGCAGCCGCCAACAAGGCGACGCUGCACACGCUACGGUCGCGGCAGGUGAUGCGUCUUCUUACAACCAGAUGCCAGUAGCUGACAUGUUGACGCCGAGCGUGGAUCCUCCUCACGGCCACGACCAAGAGGGUUAUUUGGAUGCUGGGGCGCACUUGAACAUGGCACAGAGUGCUUAUCCCGCCUUGCCUGAUUCAUCCUUGAACACCACCUCAGACACUGUGAUGGCUUCUGCAAAGACGGUGUCGCCAGGGAAGGGCCGUCACCGCCUCAAGACAUCUGCUGGCAGCCCCUCCCAACAAAGCUUGCCUCAAGGCUCGGGCGGCCAUGGGACAGCAGCUGUUGGUAGCGGUUCAAGUUGGAUGGCUGGGAACAACGUGGCCACUGCCAACAGCAGCAGCAGCAGCAACAACAAGAACCAUAACAACACCACGAUGUCGCCUAUUCUGGCGCAGCAAGCCAUGUUAGGACAGCAACAAGCCAGGCAAUCGAGCCCGCUCAUGUCAACGAACUCGCCACAACUGCGAGACAAUGCAGCGCAGCCUGCCCACCACAACAACACCACCCCAACACAAGCCCAGCAGUCGCCUCAGAUGAUGGCCGCCAUGCAGACACAGGCGCGGAGAUCGCCUUUCCAAGCUCAGCAACAGCAGCGUGCCAUGUCUCAACAUGGCCAAAGAGCCCAUACCAGGACCCCCAACGCCGAUGCUUUGAGUCGAGCGUAUCCACCACAUGCGCCCACUCAACCAAUCCAGCAAGCUGCGCCGCCGCCGAAUAACGACCUGGUAGCCUCGUCAGCGUACAACGAUUAUGGUCGGUAUGCAGGCAACAAUGCAGCUGCGAACGAUGCUAGCCACCGCAUCGCAUAUGAGCCAUACUCGCAACAAGAGCGUACCACGGCAGCGCCUACCUCGACGUCCUACCCGGCGUUUGAUAUGAGUCGAGGUGGCUCCACGACAAUGUCCAUGAACGCCGCGGCUACCACCAUGGCCUCUACGCACAACAGCCAAGAGUCGACAGCCGGGCCAUGGUCUGGUUCGAGUAGAUCUUCGCAACCACAUGACCGAGCGAGCGGGUUCGGCAGCUCGGGCUCUUACGGGCAACCCACCACCGACUCGGCAUUGCUGAGCAACUUUGACAUGCGAGCAAACUCUCAGAACCGCGGGCGCGCAGGCUACGCCACCCAAACGCAGCCAGUAGGCAGCCAGGGGCCUUGGAGUUACUUUGGUGGACCGGAGAAUAACUCCGGAUCCAAUGGCUCAGGGUGGGUUUGA
Messenger RNA from Emericellopsis cladophorae, 3012 nucleotides. RefSeq lists its product as uncharacterized. Gene Ontology annotation, molecular function: DNA-binding transcription factor activity, RNA polymerase II-specific; zinc ion binding. The coding region runs from base 1 to 3012 and encodes 1003 amino acids. The transcript has a single exon. Lineage: Eukaryota; Fungi; Ascomycota; Sordariomycetes; Hypocreales; Bionectriaceae. Gene Ontology annotation, biological process: regulation of DNA-templated transcription. The record is from RefSeq and is a predicted model, not a curated record.